GAUUUUUUCUGAUGCUUGGAAGCUAUCCUAUGAGCCACAAAGAUGGUAAUAAAUCUUUGCCUCCCACAAUUCAGACCAAGAAUUCACUGCAACAAGAUAUCAGCUGAUGGUUAUGAAGUAGAAAAUCUCAUCUCUGAAGACCUCACAAAGCGAAGCCAUGGUUUUAGGACAGAGUAUUUCAUUAAACCUCCAGUGCACGUGACAGUUUCCUUUCCCUUUAAUGUGGAAAUCUGUAGAAUUCACUUAGACCUCACAGCUGGCAGUGGCCAGAAUGUCACGGGCCUGGAGAUGUACACAUCCACCUUACCUAGCAGAGCCCCUUGGAGUACACCCGAGUGCCAGCCCCCAGGCCUCUCCGAGUCCUCUGUGCCCAACAAGGAGGCAUUCACCUUGGUAGGCAAAGUCUUGCUGAAGAACCAGAGCCAAGUGGUAUUUAGCCACCGAGGUUUCAAGGCCAGGCCACCUUUUAGCCCAUUGGAAAUCACACCACCCCCCUCCCCUGCAGUUGUGGUCCAGGACCUCUGGAAUAAAGGAGCGCUUUCCCUUUGCCACGUGGCCCACCUCAGGAUCUGUAUCACCCAUGUGACAGGCAAUGGUGUCCCCUGCAUCAAGCGCUUGGAGGUGUGGGGUCAGCCAGCCAAGACCUGCUCUCAGGAAGUGAUAGACAGUGUCUUGCUGGUGGCCUCAGAGAGUAUACCCCAGGAGUUGGCCCUGCAGACGCCAGCCUUGCCCAUGGAGAGUGACUGCGACCCUGCAAGCCUGUCUGAGGUCCAGCAGGCCCCCUCUGGCCUGCGAGAGAUGGCUGAAGUGAUUCUGGACGUGCCAGAGGAGUUUCUGGAUCCUAUCACCCUAGAGAUCAUGCCCUGCCCAAUGCUGCUGCCCUCAGGCAAGGUGAUCGACCAGAGCACCCUAGAGAAGUGUAACCGCAGUGAGGCCACAUGGGGUCGAGUGCCCAGUGACCCAUUCACAGGCAUAGCCUUCACUCCACACUCCCAGCCCCUGCCACACCCUGCCCUGAAGGCCCGCAUAGACCACUUCCUGCUCCAGCACUCCAUCCCUGGCUGCUACCUGCUUGGGAGAGCACAGGCUGUAUCAGCAGUGACCCCUUCUUCGGUAGCCCUGCCUUCCCGGAAAAGAAAGGUGGAGCAGGGUGUCCGGGCCCCAGACAGUAGCCUUGAUGCAAACUCUUCCUGCUUCUCGGCCACAAACCCUUCUCUGGUCUUUUCCACUACCUCAGAACACUCCAGCAAGAAAAUGAAGGCCACCACCGAGCCUAGCCUGACUCACAUGGACUGUUCUACAGAACCAGUGUCACAUGAGCAAAAGCUGUCACAAAGCUUGGAGAUGGCCUUGAUGUCCACCCUUGGCUCUAUGCCUUCCUUCACAACCCGACUGAAUAGGGGACUACUCCAGCACAUGGGUACACGAGCAAGCAGCGCCUCCGGGAGGCCAGAUGUGGGCUCAGGGCAAGCUGGGUGCACCCCAGGCUCGGAAUGCACCUCCUGCAAAAGAAUGUUUUCUUCCUACUUCAAAAAGGAGCCCAUGUACAGCCUGCCCUGCGGCCACCUUCUGUGCCGACCCUGCCUAGCUGAGAAGCAGCACUCCCUGCCUAUGACCUGCACAGCCUGCCAGCACCCCUUCGCCAGCCAAGAUGUGCUGCGGGUGCACUUCUGAGUGACCAGCCUCCACCAGAGAUGCCCCACCAGGGAACAGGAUUGGGGUCGCAGCCCUCUGUGGUCUGGCCAGUGACAAGCACAGAGCUACCUGAUCUCUUUUCAGGCUUUGUCACCACACAGUGCAGCACAGGGACAGGGUGGGGCUGUGGGUUCACUUCUGCUCAGGUGGCCACAAGAUAACAAAGCCAUAGGCUGGGCUGGGAGGCUGGGGAAGAUGUCCCUGCCUUCCUGUACCUGCCAUGCCCUGUCAGCACCUACCCAGGCCAAGAACCCCUGCUAAAAGGCACCCCACAUUGUCUGCACACCCCCUCCCAGCAGGGCCUGUGGAGUGGAACACAGUGGACUGCUCAGGGUCACUCAAGUGGACACAUGGAGUUUGGGGUGCAUGAGUAGCCCCUGUCCCUAGCUGGCCAACACUCAGAGCCUUAAUAAAGUGAUGGUUGACAUCUUCCU
This is a messenger RNA of Octodon degus (degu), 2129 nucleotides long. RefSeq names its product U-box domain containing 5 (gene Ubox5). The record is from RefSeq and is a predicted model, not a curated record. Lineage: Eukaryota; Metazoa; Chordata; Mammalia; Rodentia; Octodontidae. The coding region runs from base 43 to 1674 and encodes 543 amino acids. Gene Ontology annotation, molecular function: ubiquitin-ubiquitin ligase activity; ubiquitin protein ligase binding. Gene Ontology annotation, cellular component: nucleus. The transcript has 4 exons. Gene Ontology annotation, biological process: protein polyubiquitination.